This is a messenger RNA of Delphinapterus leucas (beluga whale), 7386 nucleotides long. RefSeq names its product folliculin interacting protein 2 (gene FNIP2). NCBI's taxonomy places the organism in Eukaryota, Metazoa, Chordata, Mammalia, Artiodactyla, Monodontidae. The record is from RefSeq and is a predicted model, not a curated record. Gene Ontology annotation, cellular component: cytoplasm. Gene Ontology annotation, molecular function: ATPase inhibitor activity; protein-folding chaperone binding.
CGCCCCCUGUGCAUUAAGCCCUACGUCCGUCUGCUGAGGGUAACCAUCUCUCUCCCUUGCUCUGGGGCGUUUUGCAAGGUUGCAGAGUAGGACCUGUCAGCUGACACUUGGUCACAGGAGAGCCAUUCACAGGGUGGUGGCCAGUGUCAGAACAACCUUGCAGCUGAAGGCGAGUCACUGCAUUUCUCUCACAGCCCUGUGAGCCCUGUGAGCCAUAUUCAGAGGUCUUGUGAUGAAUUAAUUGGCUACGACAUCAUCCCCAGCAGGGCCACAGAUGGAGUGAGUCAGUCCGAGCUGCUCAGCCGGUUGAGUGUUUUUGUCUUUUGUAACCGGAGCACAAACCCAGGAACAGAAGUAGGAAGUGGGACUUGGACUUGUCAGAUUGUAAUGGCUUUGCUGAGAGCAUGUUUUACAGUGUGAGGGAUGCGUCUGACUUCCCAAAUCAUCGGAGGGCUUAAUUUACCUAAUAAGCGAAUGUUCCUGUUUUGUUUCUGUUUUUUUGUAACUUCUGGAAGAGGAAAUUAGUAGGCUGCAGCCGGGGAGCUCGUGUCACCUCCCGCAUCUGUACGGGGAGUGCAGGGAUCAUUUAGCACAGCUGGUCACUGAGGAAAUCCUCCAACAACGGGACCUUCCAGGUCCACGCGGAGAGUCAGGACCACCCAGAAGAGGACUGGCCUGCCGGGGAGAUGUGUGGCUGCUCAGCCAGGACCACAGCCCGGCCGGGGGGCCGGCGGGACGCGGCCGGGGGUGUGAGCGAUGGGCAGACGCACGGGACACUUGCGCGCUCGAGGAUUUGGAAGUGCGCCGGGGUGGGAAGGGUCACCGAUCCCCCGGAGCUCGACAACAGCUGGUCCUGUUCGCAGUUGGACCUGAACGAGAUUCGCCUCAUAGUUUACCAGGACUGUGAAAGGAGAGGCAGACAAGUCCUGUUUGAUUCUAAAGCUGUUCACAAGAUCGAGGAGGUGGCAACUCAGAAAACGGAGGACGUCCCCACGAAAACGCCAGCCAAGUGCUGUCAAGGAGGUGGCAGCGGCAGCCUCUCUUCCCACGGCUCUUCCGGGGGAUCUUUACCACAUGCCAAGGAGCAGCUUCCAAAGUACCAGUACACGCGCCCCGCCUCUGAUGUCAACAUGCUUGGGGAGAUGAUGUUCGGCUCGGUCGCCAUGAGCUACAAAGGCUCCACCCUGAAGAUUCACUACAUACGUUCUCCUCCACAGCUGAUGGUUAGUAAAGUCUUCUCCGCCAGAAUGGGCAGCUUCUGUGGGAGUACAAAUAACUUGCAAGACAGCUUCGAAUACAUCAACCAAGAUCCUAACCUGGGGAAACUGAACACAAAUCAGAAUAACCUGGGUCCCUGUCGUACUGGAAGUACCCUAGGUGCGCUGCAGGGAGGCGGCAGCAAACUGCCCCCGGGGGCGGCUGAAGGAGGACCGCUCCGGCUCAGCCGCAGUGCCUCUUUCUUUGCAGUGCACAGCACUCCGGUCGACAUGCCGAGCAGAGGGCAGAGCGAAGACAGGGACAGCGGCAUCGCCCGCUCAGCCUCCCUGAGCAGCCUUCUGAUCACACCGUUCCCGUCUCCAAGCUCCUCUACGUCCUCCUCCAGCAGUUACCAGCGCCGCUGGCUUCGGAGCCAGACCACGAGCUUGGAAAACGGCAUCAUUCCCAGGAGGUCAACGGAUGAGACGUUCAGCUUGGCCGAAGAAACCUGCAGUUCCAACCCGGCCAUAGCUCGGAGGAAGAAGAUUGCCAUAAGCCUCAUCUUUUCCCUGUGCGAGACGGAGGAAGCCCAGAGGAACUUCCAGGACUUCUUUUUUUCUCAUUUCCCCCUGUUUGAGUCUCACAUGAACAGGCUGAAGAGUGCAAUUGAAAAGGCCAUGAUCUCGUGCAGGAAGAUCGCGGAGUCAAGUCUCCGUGUCCAGUUUUAUGUCAGCCGUCUGAUGGAAGCUCUGGGGGAGUUCAGAGGGACCAUCUGGAGCUUGUACUCCGUCCCAAGGAUAGCCGAGCCCGUGUGGCUGGCCAUGAUGUCCAGCACCUUGGAGAAGACGCAGCUGUGCCAGCGCUUCCUCAAGGAAUUUACACUCCUGAUAGAACAGAUCAACAAGAACCAGUUUUUUGCUGCCUUGCUGACCGCGGUCUUAACCUACCACCUGGCCUGGGUGCCCACCGUCAUGCCCGUUGACCACCCUCCCAUCAAAGCCUUCUCCGAGAAACGCACCUCUCAGCUGGUCAACACGCUGGCCAAGACACACCCAUACAAUCCUCUCUGGGCGCAGCUGGGCGACCUUUACGGGGCCAUCGGCUCUCCGGUGCGACUGACCCGCACGGUGGUGCUGGGGAAGCAGAAGGACCUGGUGCAGCGCAUACUGUACGUGCUGACCUACUUCCUGCGGUGCUCGGAGCUGCAGGAGAACCAGCUGACGUGCAGCGGGGCCUGGGGGCCAGACGAGCAGGCGCUGGCGGGGGGCAGCAUCACCACGGCCCUGGAGAGGGGCGAGGUGGAGGAGUCCGAGUACGUGGUGGUCACGGUGAGGAGCGAGCCCGCCCUUCUGCCGCCGCACACUGACACCGGAGACCUCUGUCCCCACCUCGCCGGACGAGGAGGCCGGGGGCCGGAGCAGAGCCCCGCGGCCCGCGGCACCCGGAGACCUCGGGGCGCGUCGUGUGGGGACGAGGAGAGUACGGAGGAGGCGCCCCGCGGCGGCUCCGCGAGACUCCCCAGCGGCGCAGGUGCGUGCGCGGGGCCGGCCGGCGGGGAGGGGUCGGGAGGGGAGAUGCCCAAGAAGCUGCCCGACCGCUCGGCGGCCAGGCCGUGCCCUGAGGGGCGUCCCUGGGAGAAGGUCACCUUCCACAUCGGGAGCUCCGUGUCUCCGGACUCGGACUUUGAAAGUCGCACCAAAGCGACGGAGGAGCGGCUGCGGGCCUGCAGGUGUGCGGAGCCAGCGCGCCGACCCCCGGCUGGGCCCGACGCAGCCCGGGAGGCCCGGGACUGGCGGGCUCCGAGGUGCUCCUGGGCCCCCGAGGCGUCUGCGGGGGCCCGCGGCGUCAGGACCGGGGCCGCCAAGGAGGCUGCGGAGACGCCCGGCGCACCUGCCGCCCGGGGCGCACCUGUCGACCCCGCGCACGCGCCAGUGAAGCCGUGGGGUCGGGGCGGGGAGAACGCGGACGGGCCUGCGCCGAGCGGGUGCGCGGCCGCAGUGCCGCGCGAGGACGCCGGCUUCAGGCGGGAAGGAGGUCUCCCCAGGAACGAAAGCUCGGACAGCGCCCUCGGCGACAGUGACGACGACCCGUAUGCGCCGGCCUCGCCGGACCUGGGUCCCGGCAGUGACGGUGACAGUGAGCAUGACCGGCCCGAAGGGUCGCCGGAGGUGGAGCUGCCGCUGCCCAGGUCUCAGAGCGGCAGCGCCCCGAACGUGAGGAGCUUCGGCCGCUCCCUCCUGGCGGGCUACUGCCCCACGUACGUGCCAGACCUGGUGCUUCACGGGACCGGCAGCGGUGAGAAGCUGAAGCAGUGCCUGGCCGCCGACCUGGUCCACACGGUCCAGCACCCCGUGCUCGACGAGCCCAUCGCCGAGGCCGUGUGCAUCAUUGCAGACACGGACAAGUGGAGCGUCCAGGUGGCCACAAGUCAGAGGAAGGCGGUGGACAGCACGAAACUCGGCCAGGACGUCCUGGUCUCAAGCCAGGUGUCCAGCUUGCUUCAGUCCAUCCUCCAGCUUUACAGGCUUCACCUCCCCGCCGACUUUUGCAUCAUGCACCUGGAAGACAGACUACAGGAGAUGUACCUGAAGAGUAAGAUGCUGUCUGAGUAUCUUCGUGGACACACGCGCGUGCACGUGAAGGAAUUAAGUGUCGUUCUGGGGAUCGAGUCCAACGACCUGCCCCUGCUGACGGCUGUCGCCAGCACUCACUCCCCGUACGUCGCUCAGAUACUCUUAUAAGCUGACGCUCAGGACAGCUGCUCCGUGGAAGAAGGAUCAGCCGCUCAGCCGAAGGAGGGAGGACAGACGGCCGCUCCCCAGGACCACGAGGCCCGGGCAGGGCAGACGGAGCCGGUCCGGCCGCGCUGGGCCGGGCCAGGCGGCGGUGUGAGCACGUCGGGGCCCAGAAGCGGGGCUGAGACAUCUCCGAGUUCCAGCGCGAGCUCCCCAAGCUGGGGAGAGGGGUCCCAGCGUCCUGAGAAGACGGUCAGCGCGGGGACCCCGGGUCAGCGGCCGAGUGAAGCCCGCGCGUGCCACCCUCCGCUCCAGUGGCUGCGGCGUCACCGUCACCGUCACCGUCUGGCGCAAAGCACGGGGGGCCGGGAGCUCCAGGGACCCGCUGCUUCCCCGUCUUGUCCCAGUCUACCGUGUUCGAGGUGCAGCCACGGGUAGGUCAGGGACGGGUCGUUGGUGCGAUCGAGGCAGGAAUCGGCGCGGCGUCCUCAGCCCGGCCCCGUGUGGUUCCGUGGCAGCUGCGAGCUCGGGCCGGACCCCGCCCGGCUUCUCCAGACGCUUCGCAGCUCUCGGCAGCCUUUCAAGCGGGGCCGUUCACCAAAGUUGGCUCUGUAAGCUGGCGAGUGGUUCUGUGGCUGAACUCCUCCCCGCGGAAGCCACCUUCUUCCUAUACUAGUUAAUACAAAUGACUAUUUAUACCUUAAAAGGCCCAGCUGUCCGGGUGGGAAAUGAAAGCUGCAAGAGUGCAGGAUGACUCAUGAAAGGAAUUCGUUUGAACGUUUGUAAACAAUCCAGAUAUGAGCUGAAUUUUUACACUAUCAUCUCUGUGCCUUCCAAUCCCUAUGUCCUUUUCAAAACAGCUAUCCAGAAAUUCACUGCCCCGUAGUAUAAAAACCUGCCAAAAUGAAGCAUUGUUUAUUUAUGAGCAUCGUGUGCUUUUUAGAAAUCCUUAAUUUUCUGUUGACGUUAACUUUAGUUUACUGACCAUCAUCCAGGGUAAAGGAAAAGCCUCUUUAAAGGUAAAUGGAUGGUUGAAAGGCAGGGGGCUAACCCAGUACAGCAGAACUGUUACACCUGCAGAUCUUGAGGUCGGUUCGUUGUAAUCAGGCUCUGAUUUCCUUCUCUUUUAUGAAUUGAUGCUGGUCCUUUCCAUGUAUAGCCUUUGCACCUCAGAAUAUGAAACGACUUCCCUUUCAGGAGUUAAGAUGACUUCAUAUUUUCUACCUGAUAAAAUCCUGAUCCCCAAACCCAAGUUACAUUCAUCUGUGUCUUUACUCUCUGACAAACACACGCGAGUUGUUUGUUUGAAAGAGGAGAGCGGCAGGACCAAUGGAGAAACACAGGUGUGUUCUUCCUUUCUUAGGAAUAGGUCAGAACUGCAGCCUUCCCCGCUCUUUUUUAAUAAAUCUUCUUUCUUUCUUGUGGCUGCUCCAGGCGGCUUGUAGCAUCUUCGUUCCCCGACCAGGGACUGAACUCAGGCCCUCCGCAGGGAGAGAGCACCGAGCCCUAACCCCUGGACCCCAGGGAAUUCCACCCCCCUUUUCUUUUUACGGUGUGAAAUGCAGAGAGGCGUGUUGAGGCUCUUAAGAUCUUGGAUUUGUAUCGUAUGCCUUUCUCUCAUAAAAGUGACGUUGUCCAUUCUUUCUACGUUUUCUGUUUCCUCUUGCCUGAUGUCUGGCACGAGACGGGUGUUCCGAGUCCUUGGCUCUGUGGCAUUGCGGCAGUUGUCACGGACCUCGCCCAUGGCCACCCUCUCCCCGUCCGUGCUGAGUGAGGUCACAGCGUCCCCUCUGCACCGGCUUCCAGCACCCGCAGUCUCGGUUCCCUUCUCCUCGCUGACACGUUCUGGGCGCUUCCCCUCCCUCCUCCCCCGACCUUCCAGGGCUUCACAGACAAUAACUAUGAACAAAAAUCAGUGCACGUAGCGGCCGGUGAGCAGUAGACCUGGCCCGGGGGACGCUGAGCUUCAAAUGGCCGAUUCCAAACUCCACGCAUUACAGAUGCGGCCCAGCCCCCGGAAGCUGAGGAAACUGGCCUUGCCUCCGCAUCUCCUGUCCCCCGCCUCCCCCGGGAGAAGGUGACGGAGGGAGAGCGCUCAGGACCCUGGGCAGCCCCGACCCUCACGGCUGCCGCCUGCACAGCAGACCAGGGAUGUGUUGCUGCUCGUUCAUAAACCCUCCCCUGGAGGACAUCCACCUGUGCUCUCUCCUAAACUCAACCUCCUCCCAAAAGCGGAAAAGAAUCUCAUGGAACUGUGUUGAGACACACACCGGACCCCACCUGGUGGCUUGGGUCUGUCUUAGCCCAAGAGGCAAGGAAGGGACCCACCCUCGCCCAGGCCCACCUCAAGAAAAGAAACAAAAGUAAAAAAAAAAAAAGAAAAAAUGUACAAAUAGAGAAAACUACCUCAGUUGACAGGAUUCCACCUUUAGGGUUUCUUCAACUUUGACGUCUUACCUGUUGAGUGCACCUUUUGUAGCAUCUUGCUUUUCCACGCAAGCUGGGAGGCAGGAUAGAGCGGUGUGUGCCCGCGUGACCGUGAUGGGCCUCUCUCUAGCAUGUCGCGGUUUUAUUUUUCAUAGACUGACGGGUGAUAUGAAUGUAAAGAUCAUUGUGUACGUUUAAACAUGACAAUGAAAACUUAAAAUGUAGCUUCCAUACUUGUGCAUAAUUCCAAAGUAUUUUAUUUUUAUCAGUGUUAAAUAGCUUUUUGUAUAGGCUUCGAUCCAUUUUUCUGAAGUGUGCUGUUUUUUAAUGAAAGUAACUCCAAACUUUUCACAUCCCAUGGAACUGCCGUUUACACAUCGCAACUUUUUAAACUUUCCAUAUUUUUCAAAGUUAACUUUUUUCGAGGGAUGAAAAUCCCUGCCUGCUAAGCGAUACUAAACUGUUGUUUAGGCCCUUCUAAUUACAGCCUGUAGCGUUUUAGUUUCCUCACUAGAGUUGGUUGUACAUAAAAAUAAAGAAUAUAAAGUGACCCCACGGUUCUUUUAAAUAUCUGGAUUUUUCCACUAACACAUACUUUUGAAAGUAUUUUGUUCAUGCAUAUUUUCACCAAUAAACUGAAAAAGCCUUUAGCUUCUCGGUAAAUGUGAACCAUUUGUUUUCUCUUGUGCUUUGGCAGAGGGGACCUUUUAAUAUACUGUUUGCCUAAAUCAAGCAGCCCCCUCUGAAUGUUAAUUUUUAAAUGUCCAUCUUUGGUGAACCGUGUAUCUUGAAAGCAAGAUUGCAAUAUGCUUAAAUUUAAGUGGUUUAAAAAGGAGAAAAUUCUGGGAUUGAUUUGUUACUACUGAAGCUCCAUUAAGACAAAUUGGUAGGACUUGAUGUUUUUGAUCAGUUAAAUAGGUAUCAAUGGCAAUGUAUGGAAAUUUUUUUUUUCAAACUUGUUCACGUAUUAUUUUGACCCAUUCUUAUGUGGCAUUUGGUGCAAUAAACCUUCUGAAUUUAUCUUGAA